AUGUCAUCAGAAACUCUUCAAUUGAUUGUAUCUUCUCUUAGCCGAGAACCCUUCAAUAUGGGAUUGUCUGUCAUAACAUUUGAUUCAUUACCAUCUUCCAAAUUACUUCAAUGCUUGAGUGAUGUUCUAUGUUGGAUUUAUCAAAUCGAGAAAAUCAACAUAACUCAAGAAGCACCUGAAGAAACAGCAGUUAGAAUUUUCAAUAACUUGAGAAUCCUCAGGUUCAGACCACCAUCUGAUCCAGAAGAAUUAGAUGAAUGGAGAGCCGGAAUUGUUGAAGGAUCGAAGAAGGCAGUUUAUCCUGUACUUGCCUACAUUUUUUCUAACCUCGACAUGUUGAAAGAGCGAGUGUAUUUGUCGAAAUAUCUGGUAAAGGUCGAGAUCCCUAGUGAGGUCCAUGACAUGGAUACCGCGCAACUGCAGAAUGAAUUGGCUGAUUUGAUGGAGAAGUUCAAGGAAGUUCAUUCAAGGGUUACUGAUGUUCAACAAGAUUCGAUAAUUCUGGAUGAUAUACGCAGUGAUUUGAAAAUGAUGGAAUCUGAAAAAGAAGCCUUGAUAAGGAAAAUUGAACGAGCUGAACGAAAAGUUCAAAAAUUACCAGCUCUGGAGAGGCAUUUAUCUUCAGCGGAGUAUUUAAGAUCCCAACGUAAUCGUUUGGCUGAACUGAACGUACAAAGAACGGAUCAAAGAGAGUCGGUGAUACAUAUAGAUCAGAAAUUAUCCAGGUUUCGAGCACACUAUAACGAACUUCAAGCAGCUAGUAAAAAGAUCGAUCAUACUAUGCUCAUAGCUCAGUUAGAAGAUGAAAUCGCGACAAACAAUUAUUUGGUUAAUAAUAAGCUGAAAAACGAUAUAGCCAAUCGGAAACAAAUAGUAUCGGAGUUGGCAAAAAUAUCUGCCAUGCCAGCCAUUGACCAAAAAGAUAUCCAAGACCUCCACAAUGAGGUUAAAGAAACUACGAACAAUAUCAUGAAUAUGGAGCAAGAGCGUGAUCGCUCAGAGGAGGCAUUGGAUGAUAAUCUAAGCAUAUUUCGUCAUCAAGCUACAGCGGUUGAACGGAAGAAAGAAGCUGUUGCAGGAAAACUACAACAAACAAGGCAAACCUUGACUCGAAUGGAAAGCCAAAUCGAAGAGAAAAAGAAAGAGUUAAAGACGAAAUCGGGUGUGGAUGUAAUCAGCGGGAAAGAGUUCCGGAACUACGUCAACUUGUUACGAGCCAGAACUCAAGAAUACAAGAAGAAGCGUCAAGAACUAGAUGAGAUAAUUACCGAAAAGGGAACUCUCAUCCGUACAAUGGAAAUGCUUUCACGAAAGUAUAACACUCUAGUUGAUAAAAUUAAAGCAAUGGGUGGCGAAGUAGUGGCUUUUGGUGAACAGACAAAUAUGACUAAAGAACGGCCUCGCACAGCAGCUCCAGUCAUUGACGAUGUUGAUGAGCUGAGGAGAUUACUAAGCGAAAUGGUAGAAAACAUCGAAAAGAAAAGGGAUAAAAUUGACCCUCUGAAAAAAGAAAAAGAGAAACAACAGGAAAGAUAUACUUUGUUGAAUGAUUAUGUAUCUAGAAAUAAAACAGAGAAAGUGGAGAGGAAUGAACAGAAAGCUUCAGCCAUUGGAAAUUUAAAUACGGAUAUAGAGAACUUGGAACAACGUUUGGAAGAAGUUUUAAAAGAGAUUAAAGGACUAGACUCAAAAAUAGAGCAGUACACUGAAGAUCUGAAUGUCUUACGGUCUGAUGGUGAUGAACUGAAAAAGCGCGUUCAAGAAGAAUACCGUAAAGCCCAAGAAGUAUCAUCUGAUUUGGCUCGGCGGCAAGGAAUUACUGCCAAGUAUUCAGAAUUUGCCCAUCAACAGGUUAUAAUGUGGCGAGGUUUACAUAUGGUGUUCGAAGCUAAAAUGCAAGCAGUCAAAAAAGCUCAAGGAUGA
Auanema sp. JU1783 is the source of this 1923-nucleotide messenger RNA. Lineage: Eukaryota; Metazoa; Nematoda; Chromadorea; Rhabditida; Rhabditidae. The record is from the annotation of a GenBank genome assembly.